UUUGUUCGUAUGGUACUUUAAAAAUCGAUUCAGUGGGGUGCGUAUCUCGUGUAAUAUGUUAAAAGUCCACAUAACGGGUAGACGAAAAAAGUAGACGUGUGAGGGAAUCAUCUUGAUGUUUUUGUUUUUUUUGGUCAUUGUUAAGGAAGUCACAUGACGACGCUCAAACUACUUCCUUGUUUGUCCGGAAGCACGCGUACUGUACAUAAAAUGUACUAAUCGGAAACGCUCUGUCCCAUUGUUUGAGUAGUAUAAACGAAAUGUCGUCAUAAUUUUUUCUAUUAUUUGAAUGCCGACUAUAGUACUAUGAACAUCCAGCAGUUUCCGAAAUAAAUUAGAUUCAGGACCAACUAACGAUCUAAACAUAGCCCAAAAUGUCAGAGACACACAAUAAUGUUGGUUUAACUCAGUCUGACGCCCUGACUGACGAGAUAUCAGCAGGCCACAUCGUCCUGGAAAGGUCUCCUCCCGAUUAUGUGAAGAAAAUAUCGCAGUACCUCGAGUGCUCGGCGGGACCGAGUCGCCAAAAUAGAACACCUGAAGAGCCCCCUGAAGUCGACAGUGAUUCGGGGGACAGCCUAUUUAUAACACAGUUGCCUGUGCCUCAAGCCGUGAGAACAGUCAGACGCCGGAAAUCAUCACGGGACACUUUUGCCACCGAGCUAGAGGACAGUGAGGGGGACAUUUCGUCCUCUCAGAGUGAUGCCGCUGACCAUGAGACGAGCAGAAAGAAGAGAAAGAAAAGAAAGAUAACGCUCCCAAAAUACAGCUUCUCUUUUCUCACGGAAAGGAAACGGAAGUCCAGAUGCACUAAUUUAACCAGCAAACAGAAUCUAAAAUUUCAUAAUUAUGUGAUGGGGGGCUUCUUUAAAUGUGUCGAGUUGUGGCAGCGAGCAGAGGAUUUAUCUGAAGGUCAACCAACAGUUGACCAAGAUGAUGAGGACAUAUCACCCUUGACGGCAGAUGAAGGAGAAGACAAAUCUGGUGACGAGGACAUCAAAGUGGUGGAAAAAAAACGUUUUCUGGCAAAAUCCAAAACCAAGUGGCAGCAAGCCUGGCACAUACCACUACAGUGUACCACGCAACAUGAGGAGGAAGAAGGAGCCGUUACUCAAGAAAGGGAGAAAACAGAUCAAAUAUCAAAUGAGGUGCCCACGUCCAGUAUGGCUUUGGCGAAAGACAAAAACAAUGAACCACUCAGAAUCAAGGUGGUGCCAACCCGAACACUGAGACGCAAGAGGACUCUUUUCCCCGAAGAAACGGCAGAACUUGUUGAUGCGGAAACUACACCUACGACUGCAACACCCAUAACCUUGGAAAGCACAGAUGACACUGCACAGGCACCACAGGCUUAUGAUGAGCUGGUUCUUCAUGGAAACAAAAUGUCCAAUUUUUCACAUGUUACGAACACUCAGACAACAGAAGAUGAUAAUGCAGGAGCCAGCGUUGUCACCUCGGAAAAAAAGAAAGAACAUAAGAGACAAGAAAAUGAGCUGGUUAACUUGGAGCUUGACCUCAGCGUACAAGAAGAUGCCACGUCUUCCCUCAGUCGAGAUGAGCCGACAGAGAAAAACAAGCUAAGGGAGGUUGAAGACGACUCCUGUGUAGUCAGCGAACCUCUAGGUAAUGAGAGGCGGUUGAAAAAGAAGAAAAAAAAGAAAUCGCAUCAGGAACCAAGGAGUCUAGACACUCUUGCAACUUCUCAAAAAAAUGCAAAGAGACAAUGUAACAAGUUUCCUGAAGAUGAUAUUAGUGAUAAAAGUGAAGAAAAGAUGUCUUCCUGUCUAUCUGAGGGAGGCGACACGUUCAAAAGGAGUGAUGCCAACGAUGUGCAACUGGUUCGCAAGAAAAAGAAGAAGAAAAAAUCACACACAACGAUCCCACCAAUCGACGAGUUUAUGUGUGGACUGGGUAACAAAAACGAUUGGACCUCUUCCUUCCUUGUUGCUGAUGUGGAGGAAAGCACUGCUGCUUUAGAGGCAGAGUUACACGAUGCGCUCAAGAAAAAGAGAAAGAAAAACUCGGCCGGCCACGGGAGCACAGAAGAUUUUGUGGGCGCAUCAUCUCACUCUGCUUUGCCCGAAAACGUUCAGGUGGCCUUGGAAAGUAAAAAGAAGUGCCCAGACAGUCAAGUUGUGAAUCUUGUGGAAAGAAACGAAAGCACAGCUGGUUCUGCGUUUUUGAAACCCGAUGAAGGCAAGUUAAAGAAGAAGCCGAAAGAUCAAGCGUAUGACGAGACAGAGGAGACUCUACUUUUGGACACUGAAGAAUUUGGAGAGCUCAAUUCACCACUUAAUCAAGCUCAUUAUGCUGAUGAUGCAACUUCUAAUGAAGCACCGGGCAUGCCCGAAGAUAAGGAAGCACCGGACAUGGCCGAAGAUGACACAUUAAAUUAUUUAAAAGACAGGAAGAGGAAGAAAAAGAAGAAGAAGAAGGAGAGAGAAAAACUGCUUACAAGUAAGGCUGAACUUGAGGAGGACUUGAUGUGUGAUGACGGCGUUCAACAUAAAAAGAGAAAGAACGACAGACAUUCACGAACACCCAAUCUCACCCCUGUGACAUCAGAGACUGAUUCCCUGUUUCAAUUGUCCCCAUCAGACAGUGUCAAGAAAAAGAAGCACAAAAAGAGUGUCCUCACACGCCAUCUGUAUAGUCAACGAGAGGGUUUCUUUUAAGUUUGGUGGGGGGUUUUCCCCCCAAUAUUGAUCGUUUUGAUUGGCAUGGAUUCAAUGUCAUUCAAAAACAAACUCGCCUUCAACAAAUUCCAGUGGUACAUAGAAUAUGCGUAUAUGUUCAGUAUCAUUAACGUGUGCAUUGCCGUUGUCUGUAAUCAUAUAUUUUCAGUUUAUAUAAAACAUGAGACCAUGAUCAAUGGUUAAAAAUCCCACCCCCCCAAAAAAAAUAAAA
This is a messenger RNA of Hippocampus comes (tiger tail seahorse), 2907 nucleotides long. It is a transcript of the gene pho, whose product is annotated as phoenix. The record is from RefSeq and is a predicted model, not a curated record. Bases 375 to 2675 code for a protein of 766 amino acids. Lineage: Eukaryota; Metazoa; Chordata; Actinopteri; Syngnathiformes; Syngnathidae. The transcript has 6 exons.